Messenger RNA from Gallus gallus (chicken), 2011 nucleotides. RefSeq names its product smoothelin like 1 (gene SMTNL1). Gene Ontology annotation, cellular component: microtubule organizing center; filamentous actin. Gene Ontology annotation, biological process: actin cytoskeleton organization. The record is from RefSeq and is a predicted model, not a curated record. The transcript has 8 exons. Bases 550 to 1944 code for a protein of 464 amino acids. Lineage: Eukaryota; Metazoa; Chordata; Aves; Galliformes; Phasianidae. Gene Ontology annotation, molecular function: protein binding.
GGGGCAGGGCCUGGAGCGGGUCCGGCCCGGCCCACGCGUGACCUCCGCGUGUCCCCGCGGAUCUGCCCGGCGCGUCUUUGCCCCCCUGUGUCUGUGUCUGCUAUGUGUCUGUGUCCCCGUGUCCCUCUAUGUGAACGUGCCCCCCCGGCUCAGUGUACCCUGUGCUCCCCGCGUCGCCCUUCUUUCUCAUAUUUAAGUGUCCCUCGUGUUCCUUCGUGUGUCCCUCUAUGUCCCCCCGUGUGCUUGUGGUCCUCAUAUCCCCCCCACCUGUCACGCUUCCAGGUCCCCCCGUGCCCCCAUUUGCACGUGUCUCCCCACGUCCUACGCGUAGCCGUGGUCCCCCCGUCCCCGUGUCCCUGGAUCCCCCCUGUGCCCGUGCCAUCCUGCAGUCCCCGCCGUCCCCAGGCCCCGCCCGGCCGCCCGCGCCCCCCCGUCCCCUCCCCUCCCCGCGGUGCCCCGCUCCGGCCCCCGGCCCGCCCCGUCGGCGCUGACUGAAGGCGGCACCUGCGGCGGUCACACGGCCGCGGGGCGAGCGGAGCGCGUAGGAGCAUGGAGUCCCCGACAACCGGUGGAGCCCCCGCCCCGAGCGACACUGCCCUGGGUGACCUCACACAGACAUCAACAGGGCCCACAGAGGGGAUGGGGGGGGGGGACAGCGGGGAAAGCGCGGCACAGGAGGAGCAGGGGGCUGAGGGAGGGGCUGGGGGGGAGGCUGCAGGGGAUGCGGGGAGUGAGGGCAAGGCAGAAGCAGCAAAGGAUUGUGGGAGUGAGGCUAAGGGGGAGGCAGCAGGGGAUGCUGGGAGUAACGCUAAGGGGGAGGCUGCAAAGGAUGCUGGGAGUGAGGCUAAGGGGGAGGCUGCAAAGGAUGCUGGGAACGAGGCUAAGGGGGAGGCUGCAAAGGAUGCUGGGAGUGAGGCUAAGGGGGAGGCUGUAGAGGAUGCUGGGAGCGAGGCUAAGGGGGAGGCUGCAAAGGAUGCUGGGAGUGAGGCUAAGGAGGAGGUUGCAAAGGAUGCUGGGAAUGAGGCUAAGGGGGAGGCUGCAAAGGAUGAUGGAAGUGAGGCUGAGGCAGCAGGGGAUGCUGGCAAGGGGCCUGCAGCAGGGCAGGCUGCUGAGCGCGAGGCCGAAGGGCAGGCCAGAGGCAGCGCGGUGCCACAGGAGGAGGCCGAGCCGGGGCCCAGGCCGGUGGCAGCGGGCAGCACCCAAGGCCGGCAGGAGCCCACCUGGCUGCAGGAUGAGGACGAUGAGCUGUGGCCCGAGUUCCUGCCCUGCUCGCCCACGGAGGGGCCCACCAGCCCCACCACCCCGCUCUCCCCUGCCUCCCCCGUGUCUCCCACGUUCCCCACGUCUCCCACAUCUCCCUCGUCUCCUCCUGUGUCCCCCACGUCCCCCGCAGCUGGUAGCACUGAGGGCUCAGGUGGCAGUGAGAGUGGUGUGUCUGCAGUGGGGCCACGGGGCCGGGUGCCCCCCAGGGUGGCAGCUGUGGGUCGGCCACGAAUGAGCAGCCGGGCACAUGGACGCAGCGCCAUCCUGGAGAAGUUUGGGGGGGCAGCCACAGGCCCAGCCCCACACCUGAAGCGUGCGGGGGCCACGGGCUCAGUGAAAGCCAUGCUGCUGGAGUGGUGCCGUGCCAGGACACGUGGCUACCAGCACGUGGACAUCCAGAACUUCUCGGGGAGCUGGAGCAGCGGCAUGGCCUUCUGCGCCCUCAUCCACAGCUUCUUCCCCGACGCCUUUGACUAUGGCAGCCUGGAGCCCCAGGACCGCCGGCGUAACUUCACCCUGGCCUUCACCACCGCAGAGGAGCGUGUCGACUGUGCCCAGCUGCUGGAGGUGGAGGACAUGCUGCGGUUGGCGGUGCCGGACGCCAAGUGCAUCUACACUUACGUGCAGGAGCUGUACCGCAGCUUGGUGGCCAAAGGGCUAGUGAAAACCAAGAAGCGCUGAGGCCCCCCCAGCCCCAUUCCCCACUUUGUCCCCCACCCCCUAGGAGUAAAGGUUUGCGGUGCCAUGC